AUGCCCGAGAGUAAAGAUAAAGCCGUGAUUAAGGCGGCGGACAUGCCGGACGAAGUCCAGGAUGACGCGGUGGCGACGUCGAUGGAGGCGAUGGAGAAGUUCAACGUGGAGAAGGACAUCGCGGCGUACGUGAAGAAGGAGUUCGAUAGAAAGCACGGACCGACGUGGCACUGCAUCGUAGGAAGAAACUUUGGGAGCUAUGUGACGCACGAGAGUGGGAGCUUCAUCUACUACUACGUCGCCAACGUGGCGUUUUUGUUGUUCAAGGCGGGAUGA
Molecule: messenger RNA, 276 nt
Organism: Ostreococcus tauri
Lineage: Eukaryota; Viridiplantae; Chlorophyta; Mamiellophyceae; Mamiellales; Bathycoccaceae
Product: Dynein light chain, type 1/2
Exons: 3
Coding region: 1-276 (91 amino acids)
Biological process (GO): microtubule-based process
Cellular component (GO): dynein complex
Molecular function (GO): dynein light intermediate chain binding; dynein intermediate chain binding
Source: RefSeq, a predicted model, not a curated record